Molecule: messenger RNA, 11828 nt
Organism: Mustela erminea (ermine)
Lineage: Eukaryota; Metazoa; Chordata; Mammalia; Carnivora; Mustelidae
Gene: PBX1
Product: PBX homeobox 1
Exons: 8
Coding region: 5508-6704 (398 amino acids)
Biological process (GO): animal organ morphogenesis; regulation of transcription by RNA polymerase II; neuron development
Cellular component (GO): nucleus
Molecular function (GO): DNA-binding transcription factor activity, RNA polymerase II-specific; RNA polymerase II cis-regulatory region sequence-specific DNA binding
Source: RefSeq, a predicted model, not a curated record
GCGACUCGACAUAGACACUCACAGAUGUAAACACACCGCAGAGGGCCACUGCAUGUGUGAAUUGUUUAUACUUCCUCCCUUUGAUAAGCUGUCAUCUGUGGGCACUGCUCGGGGAUUUGAUCCCCGUGAUCUCUCGACCCCGAGGAAGACAUUAAACACCCUCCCGGACCCUUUGCUCUGCCUGUCUCUGAACCUUUCACUCUCCUUUAAUGAGAAUUUCUCCUAAUUAUUUCAGUGGCUGCAGCAGAGGGACCGCAGUGUACUUAGAUCUCGAUACUGGGACGUGACUGUUAUGCUGAUAGAGGCAAGAGAUCAAUAAUUUAGGCCCUGGCUUUAAUGGCAAAGCUGAGAGCUUAAGUGUCUGCAUUCAGGUUGAGUCUUAGAGGUUCCUGGAGUAUUAAUGAUUUCCACAGGAUUUUCUCCCCCUUCUUCUUAAGCUGCUGCUGAUCAGCAUUCCUAUACCUGCUAAAUUGUAUUUGUGAAGAGAUAUGUGCCUCAUCUCUGGGAACGUAUGUCUCUGCUGCGCGUAGAUGUGCAGAAGCGUGCCGGGACCUCUUGUGUGUACGUGUGAUUAUUUGCAAACAUGGAUCCGCACAGAGGCACACACAGACUUCUAUCUUUGUUUUGAUCUGGGGACCUUCCUCAGGCACUCACUCUGGCUUUUGGGGCUACCCACAGUUUGUACUUUCCCCAAUUUGUCUGGUAAAUGUUCAGACACUUCAAAGGCAGGGGGAAAUGUCAUUCCUUCCCCCCACCUUCUUUCUUUUUUCUUUCAUUUUCUGUCUAAUUCUCUCCUCUGUCUUAAAGCUGCAGUUGUACUUGGUGGAAAGGGGCAACACCAAAGCCUGUAGUCGCUCAGAUGUGGGUAUGCAUGUCUGUGUAAUAAAUGGGGUUCCUAUCUAAAGUCAUUCGUUGAGGAAUUCCGGCAAACCUCUUUGGACCCCAACAGACUAUUAUAAUAUAUGCUUAUUAACUGAACAGAUAAAUGCUGUGAAAAUGAUCAUAGUAUAUGACACAUUUUACAUUAAAGUUAUACAGGGGGAAGAGGGGAGCAUACCUCCCUCGAGGGAUUUUCUUGGGAGAUUGGCCGCUGGAGUGUUGAUCAGCUACAAUAACGGAAGGUGUAAGUGAGUAAUCAGUGCUGUCCUCAGAAGGUCAGAGAGGGGCUGCGGAUCCCCGGAAAGGGGUACCACUGUCCUCCAGGGAACACAAGCUCUAAGGGCCACCACUUCUCUCUACUUUUGUCAGCCCAGCCUCUCUGGCAUCUUUUUUUUUUUUUCCUGGAAAAUCUUCUGGCAUUUUUAAGUUGCCUUAGGACACUAAGCUCUUAUACAUCUGCUUAUGUUUGGGCCCUAAACUUCCCAACUGGUUGGCAUUCUUAAGGGAAUGUGGAGUGAUUCCAUACUGAUCUCAAAACGUGUGACACCAGCCACUAGGGGGCGAAGCGACAGACGUGCGAAGUUCUCAGGAGUUUCCUGUCCACCUCCUCCAGAGCUCAGCUCAGGGAACCCAUAGGCAGGGUGCAGAGAGGGGCUUGAAUAACUGUCAGUGUUUCACAUACUGGGAGCCCGGGGCACAGUGACACAAGUGAUCGGAGCUGAAAAUAAUACUUGGGCACCUGUAGGUUCCAACCAUGAGCCGUUUUCCCCACCCGAUGGACCUUUCAACGCGUGUCAGGUUUUAUUCACCUUGAACCUGUCUGUCACCAGUCAGUCUCCACUUCUGCUUCUCAGUUCAUUAAGGUUGUACCUUUACAUGAGAUGGCGCUGUUUCUGGGUCCCUGAAAUGCUUAUUUCUAGAAGCAGAUCCCCCUUCAUUGUAUCAAGUGUAGGUUUUGGGGGGUCAUGACCUACGCAUGAACAAGGGGGGAAGGGAUGUUGACCUCUAGGUGGGAGAGCCUUAGUGUCUUUGUGUUUUCAGUACUGUUCCAGUCGGUUCUGUGGCUGAGGUAUGCACAUAGUUUCUUUCCCUGGUCCUUGCCUUUGCUCUGCUCUGCCAAGGUCAUCGUUUCUUUGCUGAGUUGGAAAGCUGGACCUUGGUAAUUGCCACCAAAACCCUUUUUCCUGUUAAAAGAGAUAGCCUAGGGACUUGGAGUAAAAACCAGCAGUCAAGGAGGCCUGAGAAAGCUAUAAAUAGGCAUGGAAUGUCCUGGAUAAUUCUGUGGUGGGGAAAUUAAUUCUGAACCACUAAGUACCAUUAAGAACUUGAUGCCAACUAAAUAGGCAGAAAUUUUUACAGAUGCUGCCAGAAUUUCAAAGCCACCCAGUGUGCCAUAGCUUCAGGGGAGCAAAAGUACUAACUCUAACAAACUGGGGAAAAUGAAGAAACACAGGUCUGAAUCAGCCGAGCCCUAGACAUCACGGAUCCUAGGGGGGCAGAGACCAAAGGUCAUCCCGAGGGGUUGGUCAGAGAAAGAAGUCACAGGCUCACCCUACUGGAAAUAUCUUCAGACUGGAGGGGAUGGUGUUAGGAUUUUCCGGUACCCGUGAAAGUAAACCCCUUAUUUCCAUGGUACUUUAUGGGUUACUGAACGCUUUCAUAUCUGUAUUCCUACGUGAUCUUCAAAACACCCCGAGGAGAUUGGCGAGGAAAAAACAGUUAUCUCCGUGUUAAGAUGAGGAUACCGAGGUUUAGAGGUCUAGAAUGGCUUGUUUAAUGUCACACGGCUGGGAGAGGUCAGGGCCAGGACAACUUACUCAUCCUGGACUGCUAGGUGAUGUCUACACAUCUCUCCCACAAGAGUGCUGGUGCAAAAAAUCGUAAAACCAUUUCAUUCAUAGAAAUAGAAUAGAAAUAAAGGUUCUCUCCUGGAUCUCUUUUCUACCUCUGGCAUGCAGCCCUUAGCACUGAAGAGAAUAGGACAUUCCUUCCUUUUACUAUUCACUUACAAAGUAUUAAUAGUAAUAGCCACCCUUCUCCGCUUUCCAAGCGCCCCCCUGGCGGAGACGGCAGUCUCUACUGAGUGGUCCCCCACCCUCGUGCUGAGCACGUGGAGAUGGAGACCAAGCCGGCCAGAACCACCUUUGGUGAGUGCGCUUCCCCCUCUGAUGAGGGCACCUGAAGCCGUUCUGUCGUAUGCCGCGCCCUGGGCUGCCCGUCAUGAUGAGGGGUUCACGCACUUGACCGGCUUUCCCUUUCAUGUUCUGCCCUUGUAGCUGCAAGAUCCUUUCACUUGGUAUUAUGCAUAUCAUUAUGAAUGAACUCCAGGACCCCCGUCCAGCACUAAGGACUAAUAAGCACAGUCUUCCUCCGUUUUCUCCCACUGGACCUGCUGGGAUGAAACCUUCUAAGCAGAUUCUGGUGUGGAUUGGGCCUGAGACUUCCAUAUUUCGUCAGACAGGGUGUUUUUGUCAGCUCAGGCUGCCACAACAAUGUCAUAGAGCCAGCAGGGUGACCUAAACAAUGGACAUUUACUUCUCCCAGUUGUGGAGGCUGGGAGACCCUAGAUCAGAGCACCAGCUGAUUCCGUUCUCAGUGAGAGAUGCAGAUGGUUGCCUUCUCCUUGUAUCCUUACAAAGUGGUGAGAAGCUCUGGUGUUCCUUCCUCUUGGACUAAGGACACUCAUCCUGUGGUGAGGAACUCUGCCUUCAGGAUCUAAUCUAAACCUAAUGACUUCCCAGAGGCCUGCCUCCUACUACCAUCUCAUUGGGGGUUAGGGCUCCAACACGUGCCUUUUGGAGAGACACAAGCAUUCAGUCCAGCGCACUAGGUUUUGGACUUGGUGCCGGUCAUGUUCUGUGUAGUCUGUAUGCCAAGUCUCCUUCCGUGUCUGCAGUUGGAGCCUGGCAAUGUCUUAUCCCUUCUCCCUCAGGAGGACCCCUAUCCCCUCCACCCCAGUCAGGUCCUGCUGGUAGGGCUGUGCUGUUUCCAUCUGGCCUGACUGGUGCAGUCUGCAGACAGGGUCCCCUCAUGGCUGUUCUGGAGCCCACCUUGAUAGAAGGCGGCUGGAUCUCAGUCACUCACUGCACAGAGGGGAGCAAGAAGGAAAGGGAGGGGUUUGCAUUCUCUGUGCUGUCACAGGUCAUUCUCUGUAUUGCCUGCGAUAAACCCAGGCCUCCAUGGGCCCAUGAAGUGUUUUUAUAACCAGGCUGUAUUUGCCCCGCCAACUGCCUGGGUUUCCACUUGCGAUGCCUUCUCUGCUUUCAGAUUCCUUCCUGAACAAGCAGAUCCCUUGAGGUACUGGAUUUUUAUCGUUGAAGCAGAGUAGGGCUGGCUCUAGACCAACUGAGAAGGGAACCGAGGACAAACGAAAAUAUGAAAUGAACGUCAAAUCCAGGUGGGCCCCAAGGUCCAACCAAGAGGGCAGGCGAAGAGUAUUUGGAGGUAGAGGCGAGAGUACCCGGCUGAAGGCGGGCGACUCCCAAACUCCAGAGGAUCUGGCAUCAUGGGCCCUGGAGCAGGGCUGCCGGGGGAGGGGGUUGUCUCAAGGACUUCUGGGGCUCCAACGCGAGGUCCUGAAAUGGGUUACAGGGAAGGGUUUUAAGAGGAUCACCUCUGGAGUGGGGCUGCCUGGGUUCAAAGCCUGGCCCCUCGAUUUGCCUGCCACGUGAUGGUGAGGUUUUGUUUUUGUUUUGUUUUGUUUUAACUGUCCUGCUUCCUACGUGUUGGCUUCGUCGUUGUUUUCCAGGAGCCUCGCCUGACUCGCUCCCGAUAGCUGCUGAGCGUUCCUUUCCUCAAAGCUUCAACCGUGACCUUAAGCCAGGUUGAGGUCUGCCUGUAAAUGGACUUGCUGCCCCAGAGCCCCGUGUCCCCGUAGCACUGGCGGCCUGGAUGUUUUUUGCUUUCGCAGAAGGCUGUUGCGUCAGCCUCCUCUGAUCACGGUCACACCCAUCAGGAUUUUGGGCCGAGUGUCCAUCCACCCUCUCCCCAGCUGGAAGGUACCGCUAAAGUCUCAGCAUCAAUCGUAGCCAAGCCUUCCUGGCUCAUGGCAAGGAAGAAUAUCUUCCAUGCAUGUACUGCCUUCUGUUUACAAAGUGCAUUCAUUUGCACCAUUUACUGACAGUCUUUAAGGUGCUGUGAGGUCUGCAAAAAACAAAAGUGUAAGAAGCGAUAUCUGCCUUAGGGGAGCUUCUGGGGCUCAGGAGAGAAGACGACAUUACCUAGACUGCAGACAAUAAUGUUCAGGAAAGUUGUAAUUAGAUGUCGUGGAUUGAAAGUACAGUGAUAUCUCAGAGACAAAAGCAGUGGCUUCGAGGUCGUGGUAAUUAGAGUUGGCUUGUCCAGAAGGGGCGGGGUGGGAUGAGCCAAUGGGGGGAGGCGCAGGGGUGAUGGCGGGGGAGGCAGUGGCCGGCUCUCAGAAGGUUAUCAGAGUCGGAAUUACUUCUGCAUGGGGAGGGAGUGACGGCGAGGAAGGAGGCCUGCCUGUUGUGCGGGAUUUGGGUUGGCUUAGCCAUGGAUUAAGAAGACGCUGUAGACGGAAUGUCUGUGCCCCGCAACGGUCCUGUGUUGAAACCUAAUCAUCAGGGAGGUGGUCUCUGGGGGUGCGAUCUUUGGGAGGAGAUGAGGUCAUGGGGGUGGAACCCCCGUGGAUGGAGUUAGGAGAGCGUUCCCUCGCCGCUUCUGCUUGCGAGGACCGAGGGGAGAGACGGCCAUCCCUCUGUGAUCCAGGAAGCGGCCUCCCGUCAGACGCCAAGGCCCCUGGCACCCUGCUCUGGGACUUCUCCAACCUCCAGAAGGUCUUGAGUAUCCGGGGAGCCCAGGAGGAGGAGCCGACAGACCCCCAGCUGAUGCGACUGGACAACAUGCUGCUGGCGGAGGGGGUGGCAGGCCCUGAGAAGGGUGGUGGCUCGGCGGCAGCGGCGGCGGCGGCAGCGGCUUCGGGGGGCGCGGGCUCCGACAACUCAGUGGAGCACUCCGACUACAGAGCCAAGCUGUCCCAGAUCAGACAGAUCUACCACACGGAGCUGGAGAAGUACGAGCAGGCGUGCAACGAGUUUACCACCCACGUGAUGAACCUCCUGCGGGAGCAGAGCCGGACCAGGCCCAUCUCCCCGAAGGAGAUCGAGCGGAUGGUCAGCAUCAUUCACCGCAAGUUCAGCUCCAUCCAGAUGCAGCUCAAACAGAGCACGUGCGAGGCCGUCAUGAUCCUGCGCUCCCGGUUUCUGGACGCGAGGCGGAAGAGACGGAAUUUCAACAAGCAAGCGACGGAAAUCCUGAAUGAAUAUUUCUAUUCCCAUCUCAGCAACCCUUACCCCAGUGAGGAAGCCAAAGAGGAGUUAGCCAAGAAGUGUGGCAUCACAGUGUCCCAGGUAUCAAACUGGUUUGGAAAUAAGCGAAUCCGGUACAAGAAGAACAUAGGUAAAUUUCAAGAGGAAGCCAAUAUUUAUGCUGCCAAAACGGCUGUCACUGCUACCAAUGUGUCAGCCCAUGGAAGCCAAGCUAACUCACCCUCGACUCCUAACUCAGCUGGUUCUUCCAGUUCUUUUAACAUGUCAAACUCUGGAGAUUUGUUCAUGGGCGUGCAGUCACUCAAUGGGGACUCUUACCAAGGGGCCCAGGUUGGAGCCAACGUGCAGUCACAGGUGGAUACCCUUCGCCAUGUUAUCAGCCAGACAGGAGGAUACAGUGACGGACUCGCAGCCAGUCAGAUGUACAGUCCGCAGGGCAUCAGUGCUAAUGGAGGUUGGCAGGAUGCUACUACCCCUUCAUCAGUGACCUCCCCUACAGAAGGCCCUGGCAGUGUUCACUCUGAUACCUCCAACUGAUCUCCCAGCAAUCGCAUCCCGGCUGACCCUGUGCCCCAGUCGGGACAGGGCCAGGAGGGAGGGUUUCUCUCCCAACGCUGAAGCGGUCAGACUGGAGGUCGAAGCAAUCAGCAAACACAAUAAGAGUCUCCUUCUCUUCUCUUCUUUGGGAUGCUAUUUCAGCCAAUCUGGACACUUCUUUAUACUCUCUUCCCUUUUUUUUCUGGGUAGAAGCCACCCUCCCUGCCUCCAGCUGUCAGCCUGGUGUCCGCCAUCUUUCCUGUCCCCUCCCUCCUCUGUCCUAGACUCCCUGGGUCCCUGCCCUCUAUGACAUCACGGAAGGAUAUUUUCAACAAUUAGAGGAAUUUAAAGAGGAAAGAAAAUAAUAAAUGUGUUUGUAUGUUUUCAUGCUGGUGGUUUGAGGAGCCAAAUUUACCUCACUCGGAUCCCUCGCUCCCUCUGUUAACAGGCAGCCCUUCUCUUGUUUCUCUUCUUACUCUCACUACCUCUUAGCAGGAAUGCGCCACAUUGCCCCACUCAUUCCAGGCCCCCUGCCCCCUCUUGCUCUUCCCUCCCUGGGCUGGUUCUGCUUAGAACACUUCCUCCUCUUCCUUCCCAGCCCCAGCUGUGCCCCGGGGACUGCCAUAGCUGGGUUUCUAAAGGUGCCAUGUUUUCUAGUCUCAGCUUCACUAGGUGGAUUCCGAGGCAGGAAGUCUAGCCUCAGGAGAGGACAUAGCAACAAGAAGGGCAGAAUUCUUGGAGGCCUCCUCCUUCUCCUAACAGCUCUUGGUUUCAGAGGCACAGUCUUUGGAGACCACGCAACACCUAGUAAGGAACGUCCAGAACCUACCGCAAAGCCAGAUCUGAAUGGGCACAGUGAUGAACCACUAAGGAGUAGAAAGUUCUUAACCUGCAGCCCUUCAACACACACACACACAAACGUGCACACGCACACCCAGGCACAUGUCAGCACAUGCCCGGCUUCACACAUUCAUAUUCUCCCAAUCACUCAUGUGCCACAUUCAAAGACCCACAUUAAUAACCAGCAGUUUGCCUUGUGAGCCCAGGAGAGGGAAUUAGCAACUCUGAGUGAAGGUCACUGGCGCAGAGACACAGUAUGUGCUGGGGCUUCUGGGACCUAUAGCCCCCCAGCAUGCCCACACACCAGAACGACAUCCACAGGACUCCAUCAUAAUGGAGGCUAUUCCUGUUCCUGCCACCUCUGGAGCGCUCAGGGAGCCACACCUAGUACUUACGAUGUCUAUAAUGGAUUUGGGUCUAUUCUGUUUUUUGGUUUUCUGUGGGGGCGUUGCAUUAAUUAUUCAAAGUGUUAACAUGGUACCAUGUUAUUGUUCCGGAGGGGUUGGAGAAGAUCACGGCUUAGGCAGAUUUUGAUAGCUUCAUUUGAAAAUCUGGGAGUGAUGGGUUUCGAAAGGGGGAAGUAAUGUUUUGAGUGGAAUUGUCACAGUGACUUUCAUUUCCUUGGAAUAUCCGAGAGGAGAGUACUAGAAAGCCGUUCUGUAGUGUCACCUGAGCUUACCGUCCUCAUGGCCAGAUGCCCCAGUGAAGAAGAUGGUGGCUCUGUAACCCGACUAUGAUGGGAGGUGGUCACAUCUCUCCAUGCCUCAUUUUGUUCAUCUGUAAAUUGAGGAUUAUGAUGCCUGGCUUACCAAGAGGCUGGUGAGAGACUGAAGGGAUCGGUUUCAUUCAUAUCCCAUCCGUAAAUGGGAAGUCAGGGGAAGUGUCAUCCCUGAGACAAAUGGGUUUAUGCCAUGGCAGGGCAACAUAAUGGUUUUCCUGUUCCAGCUUCGGGUUACCAUCAAUACCCUGAUGUCAUUGCUGUGAUGACAAAGAGAAGAAGGGGUGUUACUGUUGCUUUUUUGUUUGUUUUGGUUGGUUUGGUUUCAUAGACUAGAGCUAAGCGUCCCCACUAGAAAAAUAGGACCCAGUUCUCUUAGUUUGUACUUGAAUCCAGUAUGUGGCCUUGUAAGUGCUUAGCCCCCUGUCCCAUCUACUCUGUUUGAGAGGCCUGUGGGUGAGAGAGAGGACACUGAGGGGGAAGGGUGGCCUGCUAAGGAGGUCAUGGAAAUGGUGCAUGGCGCUACAGUAAUGAACAGAAAUUGCUCCUGUGUGUAUGCUGGGGAGAGGGGAGACCUAAGAAAACAGAAGGUGUGUGAAUUUGAAGGAAAGGCAAAAAGUAAGUCUUUGGCAAGAUGGAAUUAUGCCUUGAUGACGAAGAGCAGUGGAGAGACUGUGUCUACUGACGUGUGCCCCCAAUCACAGCCGAGCUCAGUAGAGGGGCUUCCCGGCAGGAUCCAUCUUGUGACAACCCUGUUGUCGUAGAAGCAGUGGAGAACCUUGCUCAGUGUCAGGGGCACACAGGAGCACGGCUGGAUCACAUGCCUGACCACACAAAGUACAGAAGAGACCCGGCACGGUUCUCUUGGCACCAGGAAGAAGGAUUCCCGAUUUGGGUUGAAUGGUUGCCAUUUUAAGUUGAUGAAACAGAUCAGAGCAGAGCUACAUUUGCACAGACAGUUUCUCUCCCCGAAGGAGUUUGCACAGAGUCUCACCUCGCCCAGCAUCUUCCCUCCCCACUCAGACCUCUCUGUUCCAGUUUCCCGCCCACCCCCACCCCCCACGCCCACCGUCACGUCCAACAUGGCAGCCACCAGAUCCCCCUGACAGUAAGCAGAGCAUGGGAACUCUGGCAGCAGAAGGAAGGGGAUGGAAAGAGCGUGCCUCUGGAAAUCCAGCUCCCGCGGGAAUUCCUAUUCGGUCAAUCCUACAGACACCAAAAUGUACCCCAGGCCUCCUGCAUUUUCUGAUGGGAGUGGGAACUCCCCGUUGUCCCUGGCAGCCGAUUUCCCCUGAGUAAUACGAGCCCUUGGGAUUGCCUACCCUGUAACUCUCCGUCUCAUCCUCCUUUUCACCCCUCACUCUUCCCCCUGGCGUGGGACCGAUGCCUGUGCAGUACUUCUGCCAAGUGGCACCUUCCUUACGUUGACUUUCUUUCUUUUUUUCUUUUUUUAAAUGUUGCUGUGGUGGUGGUUCUUUAUUUGCUGGUUGCCUUCUCUCACAUACCUUUCCCCCCCACACACCUUUUCCUUCUGAGUUUUAUUUUUCUGCCCAGAAAAACCUGACUUCGAUACCAAAAAAGAUGAAACUACAGAAACUCAAAUUUAAAAAAAACUUAAAAAAAUACAAAAAAAUACUCAACAAUUCUUUCAGCUUUAUUAACAUUUUCCAUUGUUUCUUGCGACUUGUGUCUCGUUCUUUGUAGUAUUGAUGAUGAACAUUUGAUAAUGAAUGUUCUUGUAUAUUCAGAUAAAGAAAAAAAAAAAACCAAAAAAGCGGUCUGAAUUUAAUAGUGUUUAUAAUAAAAAUUUUAAAAAUGACCCUCAUAGCACGCAAAACAGGAUGGGGGGGCUCCCCCUCUUCUUUCUGUGACAAUACACAUCAUUCCUGCGUUCGUUUUUAACACCAAACUACCUACAUGAAUCAUUUCCCCAUUUUUCUUUUAUUUUCUUGCAUUUGUGAAUUAGUUCAAGAAUGCUAGAAAAGUGUCGAGUUGUGCACAUUCAUUUCCUGUUUCACAAUGUUUAAAAGUGACGGUAAUUCAUUUUGUAAACUAAAAAAAAAAAAAGGUUGGGAUAGUGAGCAUAAUAGGUACAACCUAACACGUUAUGUUUAUUAACCUUGAGACCCAGAAAUAAAUUCUUUUCUUUCUUUAUUUCUGCUCUUUAAAAUAUAAAAAAAAAAAAUUAUGUUUUGUGUUACUUUGGGUUGUUUUAUUGGGGGGGGCUUUUUUUUAAUUGUCAGGAUUAUGAUCUUGCUGUUUUUAUUCCUUACGUAAUGUAUAUGAGGUGAUGUGAAAAGAUGACAUUUGUAGAGUAGGUGGGUUUCCUUGUACUUCUACUUCACUCCAGAAUUCAGUUGACUUCAGAGACAAAGAUGAAGCCCGAGCGGAUGGCCCAUCACUCACCUACGUUUCCAGAGUGUGUGGCAGUUCCGCAGUCCCUGAGGGAAAAAAAAAAAAAAAAAAAACACAGGGACCUGGGUUCUCCUUUCAGCCCUUUAAAAAUUCAAGGAACUGGCCUGGGAGACCUUUGAUACGGUAGGGAGAGACUUUUUGCCUUUGUUGGCCGUGAACGUCAUGACGAAGUGCUUUCUUUUCUUUCUUCUUGUUCAGUAACAACAUUCCGGGAGCCCUCUUACAACGAGAGAAGAUUUUUUUUUUUUCUUCCAGAAGCAUCCCACAGACGUCCUAGUGUCAUGGGGUCUGGGCUCCAUAGACGAGAUCCUGGAGGUUGUCCCUGGGGUCAGUCAGCCUGCUGAGCCCUUGAGCCCCGAUGUUGGAUGAAGAGUUGAGAAACUGAGCCUGACUCGGGGCUCUCCUUUUAAUGCUGCGAGGUCAAGUUUGAUGCCUUGACAGCAUACGUCUUACUACCCUCAGGCUGUUGAAAAGCCAAUGGUUAAACUGGCUUGAUUUGGAAUGUUUUUAUUAGUCAUGGGAGAAAAGAAAGCAGUAUAUUCUGGAAGAAACUUACCUUAAACAUCUUUCAUUAAACAAAAGAUGGAAGUGUCCAGAAAGCACCUAGAACAUAAGCAGGAGAAACGAAGGGGAAGAUGCAGGACCGUGGGGCAGCGCGCCGCAGGUGUUUCUGCCCAGACACCCGUCCGCCUGUUCCUGAGUCAACAAAACAGUGACGAGCUUUUCACAUCACCUUCAUAGUUUCAACACCCAGCUCAAAGCUUUCUGGAAUCUUUUAUUUUUUGUAAACUUUUUUUUUUCCCCUUUUGUUAAAAUGAAUAAAACAUUCAAUGUUUUCCCCCUUUUCUCUCUUAUUACUUCCUUAUUUUUCGAAUUAUUUUGAAGUGCUUUCCUUCGGUUGUUGGUUUUAUUCUCCCGCUCCCCUCCCCUGUUCUUAUUACUCAGAGUAUAAACCUGCAAAGUUCUGCUCUGUUUUGGUUUUGAAAGUUUAAGCUUUUCUGCUUCUGUGAGAGCACAGGCUUCUGUCCCUUUUGAUUCCAACUGAACUUUUGUGUUCUCUAAUGAUACUAACAUGGUGUAGGUUUUGCAGUCUCCUAAUUUGUACUGGUAAUGCAUAUUCCAAAUAAAUAGUUUCUUUUGUUGCAAAAAAA